GGCUGUGGUUUUUCCCUCCCCUGCAGAAAUGAUUGACCAGAAGGCCAUGUACUUCUUCAACCUGACUUCCAUGCAGGACUCGGAAAUGAUCCUCACGGCCACAUUCCACUUCUACUCAGAGCCUUGGUGGCCCAGGGCACGGGAGGCACCCUGCAAGCAGCGGGCCAAGAACGCGUCCUGCCGCCUACUGCCCCCUGGGCUGCCCACACGCCAGCACCUGGUCUUCCACAGCCUCUCCCAGAACACGGCCACGCAUGGGCUACUCCGUGGGGCCAUGGCCCUGACACCCCCUCUGAAGGGCCUGUGGCAAGCCAAGGACAUCUCCCCCAUUGUCAAGGCUGCCCGCAGGGAUGGUGAGCUGCUCCUCUCAGCCCAGCUGGAAUCUGGGGAGAAAGACCCAGAGGUCUCCAGGCCCAACCACCAGGCACCCUAUAUCCUCAUCUAUGCCAAUGACCUGGCCAUCUCAGAGCCCAAUAGUGUAGCAGUGACCCUACAGAGAUAUGACCCCUUCCAGGCUGGAGACACAGAGCCUGGUGCUGCUCCCAACAGCUCAGUGGACCCUCGAGUCCGUAGGGCCACACAGGCCACUGGACCCCUCCAGGACAAUGAACUCCCAGGGCUGGACGAGAGGCCCGCACACACCUCCCACACCCAGCACUACCACAAGCAUGAACUCUGGCCUAGUCCAUUCCGAGCACUAAAGCCCCGGGUAGGCCGUAAGGACCGGAGGAAGAAGGGCCAGGAUGUGUUCUUGGCCUCCUCACAGGUGUUAAACUUUGAUGAGCAGACAAUGCAGAAAGCCCGGAGGAAGCAGUGGGAUGAGCCGAGGGUCUGCUCCCGGAGAUACCUCAAGGUGGACUUUGCGGACAUUGGGUGGAAUGAAUGGAUCAUCUCCCCCAAGUCCUUUGACGCCUAUUACUGUGCGGGAGCAUGCGAGUUCCCUAUGCCCAAGAUUGUCCGUCCAUCGAACCAUGCCACCAUCCAGAGCAUUGUCAGAGCUGUGGGUAUCAUCCCAGGCAUCCCAGAGCCUUGCUGUGUUCCUGACAAGAUGAACUCCCUUGGGGUCCUCUUCCUGGAUGAGAACCGGAAUGUGGUUUUGAAGGUAUAUCCUAACAUGUCUGUGGAGACCUGUGCCUGCCGGUAAGACCAGCUGUUCUGGGACACCAGGAAAUAUCCCUGUGACUCUAUGCCCAGCAGGGCAAUGUUCUCAGAGACUUCUGGAAUGGAGACUUAACUGGAGGGUACAGCUCAAAAGCAGAGUAGAGCUCCCACACAACCUUGCUGGAUCCCAGAAAUAGCCAUCACUGUUAGAUGUCAUUUAGGGACCUUUCUUUGGUAGUGACAGUCUCCUAAAUUCCACUUUGAAUACUCAUUAAAAAAAGUCUCGACAUUAGCUGGUAUCUAGUUGGACCUGAUAGUUGCCCAUGGCCCAUUUCCACUACUCUGAAGGUGGGAAAACACAGCAUGUCCACAAAAUGGGCUUUUGUGGUCAUCAUAUCAGAACCUGCAAGAAAGACUGAAGAUCUGAGGUUACUCAGCCCCUUCAUUUUGGAGAAAACCUCUGUUUCAAAAAAUAAGUUUGAAACAUUUUGACCACAUACAAAUACUAGAAAGCAUCGCCUAAAUAAUGAUCUAAAGGAAUGUUCUUCCCAGCUGUACUGCACAAGCUUUUAUACAUACAGUAUGCUUAUAUAACCAAGUUUGGUUUCUUUCUCUUAAUAUAUAUUUUAUUUUAAAAUAAAAAGGAGGGUGUUGACAUCGGUUACGGAGGUAAUCAAGCUGGUUAAGAGUGCUCUGUUUAAAUAUGCAUAUUGAAGUAACACAGGCAGUCAUAUGUUAGAAUACUAAAAAAUAACCAAGAUUUUUAUAUUUUUGUAAAUUAUACUUUCUAUAUGGUAGAUUGUGUAUGUCAUGUGUUUUUAUGAAAAACUAAUAAAGAUGCGGUGGUAUCUUGAAAAAUCUUGAAUGUCACCUGUUCCAAAAUCUUGA
Erinaceus europaeus (western European hedgehog) is the source of this 1989-nucleotide messenger RNA. RefSeq names its product growth differentiation factor 10 (gene GDF10). NCBI's taxonomy places the organism in Eukaryota, Metazoa, Chordata, Mammalia, Eulipotyphla, Erinaceidae. Bases 29 to 1144 code for a protein of 371 amino acids. The transcript has 2 exons. Gene Ontology annotation, biological process: osteoblast differentiation; BMP signaling pathway; SMAD protein signal transduction. Gene Ontology annotation, molecular function: growth factor activity; cytokine activity. Gene Ontology annotation, cellular component: extracellular region. The record is from RefSeq and is a predicted model, not a curated record.